Messenger RNA from Hermetia illucens (black soldier fly), 3310 nucleotides. It is a transcript of the gene Cul4, whose product is annotated as cullin-4A. The record is from RefSeq and is a predicted model, not a curated record. The transcript has 12 exons. Lineage: Eukaryota; Metazoa; Arthropoda; Insecta; Diptera; Stratiomyidae. Gene Ontology annotation, cellular component: Cul4-RING E3 ubiquitin ligase complex. Gene Ontology annotation, biological process: protein ubiquitination; DNA damage response; ubiquitin-dependent protein catabolic process. Bases 1 to 2457 code for a protein of 818 amino acids. Gene Ontology annotation, molecular function: ubiquitin protein ligase binding.
AUGAGUGCAUCGAAGAAAUACAAAUCAAUGGAAACAUCAGAAAUGGAAGAUACGGAAAAUCACGUACAGAAGAAAUUUGCCGACGGAACCGGUCACAAGUACUUCUGUCGAACAAAUAAUGCGUCGGCAGGUGAUGGACAGAAUGCCGCGUCUGGUGGUGGGAUAAAUUCCACAAAUUCACACACAGAACGCAAACCCAACUUUUCUAUGCUGAACAAUUCGAAUUACUGCGGAUACCAAGGAGCCUUCCUGAACAAAAUGGCAAUAAAUAAUUCCAGCAAGCCCGGCGACGUCAAAAAGAUUAUUAUAAAGAAUUUUAAAAGUAUUCCACUUCUUCCCGAGAAUUAUUCAAAAAGUACUUGGGAGAAGCUUCGCGAGGCCGUCGUAGCAAUUCACACAGCCAAACCGAUCACCUAUUCCCUGGAAGAACUCUACCAGGCCGUAGAGAAUAUGUGCAGUCACAAAAUGGAUGCACAAGUUUAUGCCCAGCUCACUGAACUCACAGAAGCUCAUGUCAAAGCGAACAUUGAACCAUUUCUUGGAGAAAGCAUGGACAAAUUGGUAUUUCUCAAAAAUAUAAAUGACUGGUGGCAAGCAUAUUGCCAGCAAAUGAUUAUGAUGCGGAGUAUAUUUUUAUAUCUAGAUCGUACGUAUGUCUUGCAAAACCCCACGAUACUUUCGAUUUGGGAUAUGGGAUUAGAUCUGUUUCGUAUUCAUAUCGCCCUCAAUCAUUUAGUGCAGCGAAGAACUGUCGAAGGACUUUUAUUGUUAAUUGAGAAAGAGCGGAAUGGUGAUGCCGUGGAUAGAGCAUUGUUGAAAAGUCUUUUACGAAUGCUGUGUGAUCUGCAAAUAUAUCAAACAGCUUUCGAAGAGAAAUUUUUAGUGGCAACAAAACAAUUAUACCAAGCCGAAGGUCAAAGUAAAAUGCAAGAGCUGGAUGUUCCAGAGUACUUGCAGCACGUGGAUAAGCGUUUAGCCGAGGAAAACGAAAGGCUGCUGCACUAUUUAGACUCAAGUACGAAACAUCCUCUGAUAUAUACAGUCGAAAAGGAAUUACUUGCUGAACAUUUAACUGCGAUCCUUCAAAAGGGCUUAGAUAAUUUACUGGAGGAGAAUAGGCUUAACGAUUUAACGCUUUUGUAUAAUUUAUUUAGUCGAGUAAAAAACGGCACGGCGGAGCUGUGUGCUAAUUUUAAUAGCUAUAUUAAGAAAAAAGGUCGUACCAUUGUUAUAGAUCCAGAGAAGGAUAAAAGCAUGGUUCAGGAUUUGCUUGAUUUUAAAGAUAAAAUGGAUGUAAUUGUGCAUUCGUGUUUUGAUCAUAACGACAAGUUUAUCAACUCGCUGCGAGAGGCAUUCGAAUUCUUCAUCAACCAACGUGCGAACAAACCCGCUGAACUGAUAGCAAAAUACGUGGACUUAAAGUUGCGCGCUGGCAAUAAAGAAGCAACAGAAGAAGAACUGGAACAAAUUCUUGACAAGAUUAUGGUUUUGUUUCGUUUUAUUCAUGGAAAAGAUGUUUUUGAAGCGUUUUAUAAGAAAGAUUUAGCGAAACGCUUACUGGUGGGCAAGUCAGCGUCAGUGGACGCAGAAAAGAGUAUGCUGUCGAAGUUGAAACAAGAAUGUGGUGGUGGUUUUACGUCAAAAUUAGAAGGAAUGUUCAAAGAUAUGGAACUGAGCAAGGAUAUCAACAUAGCAUUCAAACAAUACAUGAUGAACCUGGAUAAGGAGUUUACAACGAUUGAUUUGACAGUGAACAUCCUGACCAUGGGCUACUGGCCAACAUAUCCUCUUAUGGAGGUGACCAUGCCACCACAACUGGUUAAACUACAGACUGUAUUCAAUAAAUUUUACCUGGCGAAACACAGUGGACGUAAGCUGCAAUGGCAACCAACAUUGGGACAUUGCGUGUUGAAAGCUCGUUUUGAUUCGGGGUUCAAAGAUCUUCAAGUAUCAUUAUUUCAAGCUUUAGUUUUAAUGCUUUUUAAUGAUAAGGACAGACUCAGUUUUGAAGAAAUCAAAUCCGCUUGCAAUAUAGAGGACGGCGAACUUCGAAGAACCUUACAAUCGUUAGCGUGCGGCAAGGCGAGAGUCAUAAUAAAACACCCGAAAAGCAGAGACGUUGAAGACAAAGAUGAAUUCAUUUUCAACAACGAGUUUACUAAUAAACUGUUUAGGAUUAAGAUAAAUCAGAUUCAGAUGAGGGAAACCACGGAAGAACAAAAAGCCACGGAAGAACGAGUUUUCCAAGAUAGACAGUACCAAAUCGAUGCAGCUAUAGUUAGAAUUAUGAAAAUGAGGAAAACGCUUAGUCAUAAUUUGCUUAUUAGUGAAUUAUACAAUCAACUAACCUUCCCUGUAAAGCCCGCUGACUUGAAAAAACGCAUAGAAUCGCUGAUCGAUCGAGAUUACAUGGAACGAGACAAAGAUAAUCAGAACCAGUACAAUUACGUCGCCUAAUUUCAACACACCGAACCUACUAUCUUGCUUAAUAUUACUUUUCAAGCAAAGAAAAAUAAUAUCAGAUUGCUGUGAAUAUAUUUUAAAACAUUGGAGCGAUAAUAAGAUCCUUAAAAAAAUCUGAAAAUAGAAAGCAGUUGUUAUAACUAAUGAAAAACAAAUAUAAAUGGAGAAAUCUGUCAAUUGCUUUAUUACCUUUCUCGGGUCCCCUUGUGUGCAGGAAACGUGGAAUUUUAAAUUCUGAUUUAAUUCUAACUCAUAUUGGUUUGAAUAUUCUCAUUUUUUCUCAAUGAACAAAUGCAAAAGUGGACUUUAUAGUUUUGAUUCAAACGUCCAUGAAAAAGUUUGUGUUAUGUCUACUGGAGACACUUGAUCUGAAUCUGUAAAUACUUUCCAGUUUUUGAAAAUCGUAAUGUUAGUUAUUCGGAUAGCAUGAUAAGGCAAACGACUUUAUCCUUAACGUUCACUUAAAUAACUUCUACCCAUUUGGAAGCAGAUAAAUAGAUAGACAUGGUUGUAAGCACCGAACAUUGCAAUUUGUUUCGAGUCGUCAUCUGUGAGCCAAAGUCCAGUGAAAUUUGAGAAAGUCGUCAUGGAAAUCCCCCGGGGGAUCAGGAGCAAACAAGCUCCUCCUAGAAUUUGAAAAGUGAUAAGUGAAGAUAAGAAAGUUUUUUUUUGGAAAUAAAAUCUUAUUACUUAGGAGAGAAAAAAUAAGUGAAAUGAAAGGAUGAAAACCAAAUGGUUGCCUCUUAGAUUAUAUUAUAUGCUAUUGGAUAUGUAUAAAAUGUACUAUAUUUAAUGAAUGUUUUGAUAACAUGUACUUUAAGUUAAAUAAAAGAAAUAUUUAAGAUGA